CCUCGUCGUCCUUCACCUCACCUCACUGGCGACUGCCGCUCCCUCGCCCGUAAGCAUACGUGGCGACAAAGCUCUUGCGCAUUGGACGUGACGACCUAUAUGAUACACGAGCCUUCAUGACAUCCAACGCGAAAGCGAACCCUCCAUCGGCUACGAGCACUCUUGUCCCCGAGUCUUUUCUGGAUGUACCUACUCAAAGAUUAUACGCGUUGAGCAUUGGUGCCCUUUGCCAGGCCAUCAAAGCCUUCGACUUCCUGCGAUACUUGGUCCUACCAGAUGCUGCGAAUGGGGCCUACGUCAAAAAAUGGCUUACCUUCGACUUCCUCUUCUGCGUCUGUCUUGCACAACUCCGAAUACCGCGUCUGAAGUAUAGCAAGUCCGUCGUUGCUUUGCAGAUACUGUUAAUAUGGAUCCUCGAUGGGCUCAUGUUUGGUGGGAUCACGGUGAAUGUGGGAGGAACACGGUCUUGGACAGUUGUACCUUCGCUCGGCCUCGCCAACCGAGCAGGCAUUGCUUCGACGCCUCCUGGCUCCGGACUUUGGAGCAUACUCCCUAGCUUUGGUCUUGGCUCUAUCUCUGGCUCGAAUGGAGGAAAGGAUGCGCACCUCUUGGGUCAACAUACCGUCAGGAUGUCUCCCAUCAGCACGGCGUACCUCAAUCCCUACGGACAGACAUUCUGUCUGGCAUCAUCCAGUCAUAGCGUUCUCGUACCACUUCUUCUUAACAACACCUCCCCUCCGAGCGUGCGCUAUUCACUUGUACCUUUGGGGUAUGUCGAAGGGUCCGGAGCAAAAAUCGAGCGAGUGGAUCUGUCCGCAAAAGAUCUGAAGGCUAUCGAGAAUGCCCGCCUGGAGGACCUCCAAAUAGCACGAAGCUCGGCGACAAAACGCGAGGAUGACGACUAUGACGACUACGACGAUGAUGAAGACGAGCAAACUGGGACUGACUCGCCUACAAAACUGCAGAAGACACAAAGCAUGACAUAUAUUCGGAUCAGCAAGCCCGGGACGGUGCGGCUCGACCGCGUCCUGGACUCCUCCAGCGAAGCUCGACUUGUCUAUCCAGGCGAGGUUACCAUUGUACCCUGUCCUCGAGCGGAGUUCGUACCGGACAAUAUCGCAGAUACGCGGUGCGCUACACCUGGGAUCACCGGGGGCGCUGGUGAAGAGCUCAACCUCCACAUUGAUGUCUAUGGCGUUCCCCCGCUCAGCCUACGCUGGUACAAAGAAGUCGACGGAAGGAGAGAGUCAUUCAUGGUCGAGGGUAUCGAGAGUUCGGGUCACGCACACCGUCGGUCAAUUGACGAGAACCGCGCGCUGGAACGUGCACCAACGCAGCGACCUGCCGCAGAACUGCGUAUCCCCUUGACGGUGUCUCUUGACGCCCUCGGCACGCAUUCCUAUGUAUUAGAGGCUGUCACGGACGCCAUAGGAAAUGUCGUUCAUGCAGGGUCGACGGCCUCUCCACCAGACUCCACUGUUCCAGGUGCUCUGCACAAACUAGGAGUCGUACCUGCCCACAACGCCUCACUUUCUCGCACGCGUCGCUCUGUUAGCGUUUUGCGCCGCCCCAGUGUCUUGUUCGAGGCUUGUAGCCCCGGCACCCCCGUUUCUUUGUUGAUCGGCUCUGACUCCCCUCUCGUCAUCUCCGCCAAGAAUGCGGACUCGUUGGAUGGUCCCUGGGACGUCAACGUACGCUAUCAGCCACUUGAAGUCGAGGAUAGUGGCAAGAAGGAUGCUAAACGACACAAGCCGUGGACGAAGAAUGUGCAAUUGCCUCAAGGACGUCGCGAUGUCACAUUCCGUGUGAAUGAACCCGGGGAGUAUACAUUGGUUGGGGUUAAAGGCAGGUAUUGCGAAGGCGAUAUUCUGAGCCCGGACACGUGCAAGGUGGUAGAGAGGCCCUAUCCGACCGCAGAGAUCGAGUGGAAGAAGAUUCACGAAUGUUCGGGAGAUACGGGGGUGUCUGCAUCCCUGGUCUUACAUGGGACACCUCCCUUCCAGGUCUAUUACCGUAUGCAGCGCGACAAGGAGCCACCCAGGGAAAUUUCCAAAUCAUUCACCAACUCCAGGGGCGAACUCACCAUUCAACCAGAGCGCAGCGGUCACUAUACCUUCACAUUCCUGUACCUGAGCGACGCAAACUAUAAGAAGGUUGACCUUAACGGGCCCAGCAUCGACCAAGUAGUGCAUCCACCUGCAUACGCCGAGUUUUCGCACCGCGAGCCCAUUGGCAGAGGAAAGAGAAAGAUCAGCAGUUGCUCAGGCAGCACCGUCGACGUCGAUAUUGAUCUUCGCGGUACUGGGCCUUGGACCCUUGAAGCGCAAAUCGUUGGUCCUAAAGGCUCCGAGGUAGUGCGAGUGCCAAACGUCUCCAACUCACGUCACACACUCAAUCUUCCGAUACCAAAAGCCGUCGAUCGGGACGGUGGCUCCUUUGAGAUUGACCUCGUUAGCGUUGAAGAUUCGUACGGGUGCAAGCGUUCUCUAUCUGUUCCUGGCAUAGCCGUCAACGUUCGCCGGGUCAAGCCUACAGCCAAAUUUUAUGGCAAAGCAGAGGACCGCCAUAUUACGACUCUUGACAAUGAGCAAGUGGCGCUCCCACUACGCUUGACUGGUGAUGGGCCAUGGCGAGUGAAAUACAGACACGUCGAUUACCCAGGCAAAGUACUAUCCGCCACGGUGUCAUCGCCUAACGGGGAACUGCAUGUCAUGGAGAAAGGAGUGUAUGAGUUGCUCGAGGUUUCCGAUUCACAAUGCCCGGGAUCAGUGGUUCUGCGCGAUUCUACAUAUAGCGUGGACCAUGUUCCGCGCCCAUCUGCGAAGUUAUCCCCAGAGAUCCAAUCUACGUAUGAGCCAUACAACGGGUCACACAUUCUCCCGCCAAUCUGUGAAGGUGCUCACGAUCAUGUAGACCUUGAUUUGACUGGCCGGCCACCGUUCCAGAUCAUGUACAACGUUGCGAGGGACAACGACGCAGGGGGUACGAAGAUUCUGGAUCAGCCCACGUUCAGCAGCAUCCAGCCGCGGACCAGUUUCCAACUUCAUACCAGCGAAGCAGCCCGCAUUUACUACGAAGUCAAACAGAUCGGCGACGUAGCGUAUCCGUUGGCUAAGAACAAGGACGCCGUCAUACCACGCUCCGAACGCUUGCUCUUUGAGCAGCAGGUACUCACGCGCCCGUCCGCUCGCUUCCGUAGCCUUAGUCGCCUCUCGUACUGCUUGAAUGAUGUCCUGCUCCCGCAAGAUCCCAGCAUUCAGGAUGGGGCAGUUAUCUUGGAGGGCACCGCACCGUUCAAGGUCAAAUUGGCCAUCCGGAAUGUGGCUACGAGUAAUGUCCACCGGGAGGCUCUCGACGUCCAUGAGAAGACGUGGAGGCUCAAUGUCCCCAAAUACACGUUCAACUCCAUCGGACCACAUCUUGUCACCAUCGAGGGCGUCCAGGACGCGUCGCAUUGCGAACAGGCGGUCCCAGAUCCGUUGUAUCGCUCGAUUUACGUGGAUGUCGCCGAGACGGCGGCGAUCGUGCCGUUUGAUAGGAGAGAAGACUUCUGUGUUGGCGAUGUCACGCAGUUCCAGCUCGAGGGCAUUCCACCGUGGACUAUUGGCUACCGCGUCAACGGCAAGUCCUACACGCAAGAAGCCAAGAUCUCUCCUUUCUCGAUCGCGCAGCAGCAGCCGGGAGAAUUCAACAUCACGUCCAUCGCACACCAGCAGAAGAUGUGCAAGACCGCGGUGACAGACCUACGCUACACCGUGCAUUCCCUUCCUGCCGCACGCGUCGGCCACGGCAAGAGGAUUGUGCAGGACAUACACGAGGGCGACCAGGCGGAGAUCAUCUUCACGCUCAUCGGGGAACCUCCAUUCACGUUCACCUACCAGCGGGCAGAGCUCACCAGCAAGAAAGGUCAGCAGGGCAAGGUGCUCGAGACUCAUACGGUAUCGGGCGUGACGACAAAGGAGUAUUCGGUCUUCUCAGCACUCGAAGGUACAUGGACUGUCACAUUCAUCGCGGAUCGGUACUGCAGGUAUCCGCCAAUGCAACCGGACGGUGCGGAUAAGUCAAGAUAGGCUGUGAUGGUAAAAGUAUCUAUGUAUAUAAUGGUGUCAGACGUGCACCCUCUCUGUUUGUAGCUCUAAGUAUAAUAUCCCCGGGGUUCU
This is a messenger RNA of Fomitopsis serialis, 4160 nucleotides long. RefSeq lists its product as uncharacterized. The coding region runs from base 117 to 4070 and encodes 1317 amino acids. NCBI's taxonomy places the organism in Eukaryota, Fungi, Basidiomycota, Agaricomycetes, Polyporales, Fomitopsidaceae. The transcript has 12 exons. The record is from RefSeq and is a predicted model, not a curated record. Gene Ontology annotation, molecular function: structural constituent of nuclear pore. Gene Ontology annotation, biological process: nuclear pore organization; protein import into nucleus. Gene Ontology annotation, cellular component: nuclear pore transmembrane ring.